AGCAUGCUAGCAACUCUGUUCUAACAAAAAACACUGCUGCUCUGGAUUUUUUUUUUCAUAAUGGCAACCGGUAAUCGAAUAGUGUUAAAACACAUGGUUGUUCUCUCAUUCCAAUUUGAGAAUAUUUAAAAUAUCUUUUGGGUAAAGUAUAACUUAUUCCACGGUGUAUCUCGUUAUUCAAAUAUCAGAUGAAAUAACGAAGUAGAGGGUUGUGUUAAAGUAAACUGACAAUUAACUGAUGAUGUGCGGGAAUCCACGUUUUUCAUUUUCAUGGGAUAACUUCAUAGAUUUUGGAGUUUAUAGGAUUUGCAUACGAUCACGAAAGUUGCAGAAGUAUAAUUUAUAUUAAACAAUGGAGAAUAAUCGGGAACCGCGUUGGAUUAUGAAAGAAUAUGAAAAUUUUGAGGAAUAUAUGUGUAAUACGACAGACAGAUCAACGCUGCUGGAGAAAUUUAUAAAGAACCUGAAAAUAAAUAUAGUUCAAGAACAAGAUCAAGAAAUGGAAUUUGAUAUAAGUGGCUGUCAUACUUCGCUAGUUAAUGCAUUCCGCAGGACAUUACUGAGUGAAGUACCAAGUAUGGCUAUUGAGAAGGUUUAUAUUAUAAAUAAUACUAGCUUGAUUCAAGACGAAGUACUUGCACAUAGAUUGGGACUUAUACCUCUUCGUGCAGAUCCUAGAUUAUUCGAAUAUUCUCCGAAUGACAAAAAAACAGAUGAUACAGUCAGUGAUAAUGAUACUCUAAGAUAUGAGUUGAAAGUUACGUGCAAUAUAAAUCCACAAGCACCUAAGAAUUCUCGUCUUCCAGAGGAUAUGUACAAAAAUAGCAAAGUUUACAGUAAGGACAUUAAAUGGGUACCAAUAGGCCGGCAAGCAGAGAAGUUUAAAGCAGAACAAAUUGGUAUUUUAGAAAACGACAUAUUAAUAUGUAAAAUGCGUCCUGGUCAUGAGAUUCAUUUGUUUAUGCAUGCAGUUAAAGGCAUCGGCAAAGAUCAUGCCAAAUUUUCUCCCGUAGCUACUGCAUCAUAUCGUCUCUUACCGGCCAUUCAGCUAAUCAAACCCGUGAGAGAUGAAGACGCGGAUCUUUUGAAGAGUUGUUUCAGCCCCGGCGUGAUAGAAGUAGUAGAACAAGAGACAAACUCAGGUCAGAAGUACCGGGAAGCGCGUGUUAAAAAUGUUCGUUACGAUAGUUGUUCCAGAAACGUUUAUCGUUACGAUCAGCUAAAGAAUUGUGUGGAAAUGAGUCGGGUAAAGGAUCAUUUUAUCUUCACCAUAGAAUCUGUGGGAACAUUACCACCAGCCGUGCUAUUCACAGAAGCCGUUAAAGUACUCCAGAAUAAGUGUAAAUCAUUUCUCGCAGAAUUAGCAGACAUAGGAAAAUAAAUUCAAGCAAAAUAAUUUCUUGAUGAGACAAAGAUUAUGAAAAGUGACAUCUAAAAUUUAUCGCCUUGUGAACGCGAUUUUAAAAUUCACAUAGAAUUAGUUCUUAUUCUUUCGUGAAUUAUUUAUUUGAACUUUAAAUAAACUCUUAACAUUUAAUUAUAAUCAGUACAAAUCCUUUGCUCGCAUGAGUGAAUUUAUAAU
Molecule: messenger RNA, 1582 nt
Organism: Acromyrmex echinatior (Panamanian leafcutter ant)
Lineage: Eukaryota; Metazoa; Arthropoda; Insecta; Hymenoptera; Formicidae
Gene: Polr1C
Product: RNA polymerase I and III subunit C
Biological process (GO): DNA-templated transcription
Cellular component (GO): RNA polymerase I complex; RNA polymerase III complex
Molecular function (GO): DNA binding; protein dimerization activity
Source: RefSeq, a predicted model, not a curated record